ACAAAUGAAUUUCCGUCUCCCGUCACCGAACAAGAUGGCGUCGGCUUGUGUGUUGCAGUGGGCUCCCGACUCUUUGUACAACACAGCCAUUUCUGCGACCGUUGCCAACUACAGUGUGUUCAGGAAGGACAUUCAAAACCUGACGGAGAGUGUGCAGUUUGAUAUAUUCUACAAGCUUUAUAUGAAAGGAAAUUUAUAUACGCUCGGAACGGAUUUGGCAGAAAUUGAUAACUUUGCUAAAAUAUUAAAAGUCCUUGACAAAAGGUGUCUGCUGCACCAUUGUUUUCAAGCACUUAUCGACCACGGGGCCCAGGUGAACGAGAUCCUUGCCACUGAGUUUUGUAAGCGCUACCAACUUUCAGGCCAUCUGAAUGAGAACGAGAGGAACAAAGCCAUCCAACUUGGCACUGCACUCGCGAGUUUCUUCAAUGAAUCUGGUUGGUUUUUCAGCAGUGAGAGAGUUUACCACACAUGUCGGCUACUUUGUGACCAAGACAAAACCUACAGUGGACUAUGUAAAUUGUUAGAGUGUAAUGUCAGAUUACUUCAUGUACAGAAUUCCAGUUGUAAAUAUAGAGAAGCCAAUGAAACCUUCAAAGAAACCUUUAAGAUAUUGAAUAUCCUGAACCAGGCCAACAUAUCGGUGAAUAAGGCCAUGUUGUAUGGUGAAUGUUGUGGUUUAUUUUUUGCAGAAAGUCAGUAUGAUCAGGCGUAUAAAUAUUGCAAUCUAGCUGUUCAACAACUCACACCAGUUUUAUCACCGAGGACGAUAAUUGAUGUUCUCCGUCAAUGUGCCAAGGCUUGUGUAGUAAAAAGAGAAUUCAGAAAGGCUGGACAACUAAUCAAAAGUGCAGUUCAGUAUGCCAGUGAACAUUUUGGUCAGCGCCAUCCCAAAUAUGCUGAUACAUUGCAAGAUUAUGGUUUUUAUUUAUUAAAUGUUGACUCUGUAGCAGCUUCUGUAAAAGUCUAUCAGAUGGCGCUAGAUAUUCGUCUGUCUGUCUUUGGUGGGAACAAUUUUCACGUUGCUGUGGCACACGAGGACUUAGCAUACGCAUCAUAUGUCCAUGAAUACAGCUCAGGGAACUUCAAAGAUGCUCAACGUCAUGCUGAGAAGGCGAUCGAGAUUCUGUUGAAAAUCUUACCAAGCGACCAUCUCCUCUUAUCUUCAUCAAAGAGAGUUAAAGCUUUGAUUCUUGAGGAAAUAGCAAUUGACAAUGAGGAUAAAAGUGUGCGAGAGCCAUUGCUGUCCGAAGCCAAGGAAUUGCAUGUCCAGUCUCUCAACUUGGCCAUCAACGCAUUCGGAGAAAGCAACGUACAGACAGCCAAACAUUAUGGCAACUUGGGCCGUUUAUAUCAGUCAAUGCGAGAGUUCAAGCUUGCCGAAACUCACCAUUUGAAAGCUAUUGAGAUCAAAGAACGCCUGUUGGGACCAGAUGACUAUGAAGUUGCCCUCUCUGUAGGGCACCUUGCCUCUUUGUACAAUUAUGACAUGAAAUACCAUAUGGAAGCAGAGAGUCUCUACAAAAGAUCAAUUGAAAUUGGUAAAAAACUGUUUGGUGCUGGAUAUAGUGGACUUGAAUAUGACUACAAAGGCCUCUUACGUCUGUACCAAAGCCAGGGGGACAGAGAGAACAUGUUACACUACAGUCGGAUUUUACAGGAUUGGAAUCGCAUUCGUGAUCACACAAACGCUAUUGAAGUAAAACCGUUGGACUUCUCAUUGGACUUGUCAGUCCAGGACCUUCACAAAUACGUUUUCAACUCAUAAUGCAACAACACUCCAUGACUUUUAACAUUAUAGAUCAUCAGUACAUGCAACUGUGAACUUGUAAACAUCACACAAGUUGCAGUGUGAGUAUCUUGUGCAUAGAGAUGUGUGUCGGUGUAUAUAUGAUAUGUGUCUGGUGAAGAAAUAAAAAAAAAACAAGUUAUAUUGUGUAUGGUGAUAGUAUGUGUGUGAGUGUGUACAUAAAUACAUUAUAUAUAAGGAAUGGAGACAACGUUAUAGUAUGUGGCGAUCGUUUCCAUGAGAACGGUUAUUUAUUGUAUACUUAUAUGUUAAAUAGAUAGAUUCUUAUGUAAUAAUGCCGGAUAAAACCAAAUAUUCAUUUCAUUCAUUUUGUCAGAUGCCCUGUAGGACCUUUGGGUGACAAUCUAUGACAGAUGCCAUUCCAACAUGCGAAAGAAAGUAGUGUGCGAGAGAGACGGAGGUGUGACCAACAUAUUGACUGACUGGAGAAAUGGUUUAAUUCAAUAUUUGUCCCAACCGAUCGGUGUAUGAAAGAAUCGAAUGUGAGUGCGUGUGUGUGUGUGCGUAGACUAUGUAUAGAUACAGACAUCAUCAUCAUCUUUUAAUGUCCCUUUCUCCAUGCUGGCAUGAGUUGCACAGUCCAGCAUGAAGCGAUGAGCCGAGGCUGUGCCUGGCUCCACUGUCUGCUUUCACAUGGUUUCUACAGCUGGAUGCUCUUCCUAAUGCCAACCACUUUACAGAUGUACCAAAUGCUUUUUCUUUUCUUUUUUGUGGCACCAGCAAUAAUGAGAUUGCCAAAUAACAUGCAAGACAGGAACACUCCCACCCUCAACUGAGGGAUCUUGUGUGUGUACUAACAAUAUGCCUCGUUGAUCAGCCAAUUUGUGUGUGUGUAUCCUUAAGUCCUUAAAAAUGUUUUAGCCCGAAGGCCGCGGCCAUGCUGGGGCACCACCGCUUAUAUAUAUAUUGUAUGUUUCUUGUGUCUUUCUUUAAACCUAAUUUUAAUGUUAUUUCGUGGUGGUGGAUCUAUAAGUAUUAACAAGUGACUAGAAACUCUUACAGACACACAAAAUUUACUGCUUUGUCUUACUUCGAAGUCCCUAUAAGCUGUCGCUGUCUACUAGGUUUUUUUCUUCUACUCACUCAAACAUCAUAAAUAUUACAGUGACGGACUUGAUCAAUUCACUUUCAAUGUCCCAUAUAAGUGUCUCAAUUAACAAAUACACCGAUUAGUUGGAACCUUAUAAAUAUUGAAUUAAACCAUACCCCCUGUCAGUCAACCUGGUUAGACCUUCAUCUGUGUGUGCGUGUGUGUCUCUCUCUCAUGCUAUCUUCUGUUGUUGGGAUGACAUCUCUCAUGGAUGGAUUGUAACCUGAUGGCUCUACACAGCAGCUGACAAAAUAAAAUAGAUAUUUUACUUU
Molecule: messenger RNA, 3172 nt
Organism: Octopus sinensis (East Asian common octopus)
Lineage: Eukaryota; Metazoa; Mollusca; Cephalopoda; Octopoda; Octopodidae
Product: amyloid protein-binding protein 2
Exons: 14
Coding region: 5-1768 (587 amino acids)
Biological process (GO): intracellular protein transport
Molecular function (GO): protein binding
Source: RefSeq, a predicted model, not a curated record